This is a messenger RNA of Adineta steineri, 1283 nucleotides long. The record is from the annotation of a GenBank genome assembly. Lineage: Eukaryota; Metazoa; Rotifera; Eurotatoria; Adinetida; Adinetidae.
CAUCAAAGAUGAAUAUUUAUAGUCAAGAUCAGCACAUUAGACGUAGCCAAACUGAUGGCAAUGCAUCGGAUGAUAGCCUUUUAUUAGCGAAUGAUGGUGUUGAUGCUAGAACACCAUUGUUAUAUCGUACUGAUAAUUCAUCAGUAAUAAGAGACGAGCUUCUAUCAAACCAAUCACUUUCACCAUCAAUUCAUUGCCAUGUACCAGACGAUAAAUUUGAUUAUGGUGCAAGAAAUCGUCUUAUUCUUGUACUAUUUAUUUGUAUUAUUUUUAUGAUCAUUGAAAUCGUUGGAGGCGUUCUUUCCAAUUCAACAGCUGUUGUAACUGAUGCUGCUCAUAUGGGCAUUGAUUGUGCUAGUUUUCUAAUAUCAUUAACAGCAAUGUAUCUUGCAAGAAAACGACCAACAAGAAAACUCUCAUUUGGUUAUAUUCGAGCAGAGGUACUUGGUGCUCUUCUAAGUGUAUUAACAAUUUGGUUAGUUACUGGAGUACUUGUUUAUAUGGCUAUUGAACGUUGUAUCUACCAGCAGUUUGAAGUCAAACCACUAGAGAUGAUUAUUGUCGCAUCAUGUGGCGUUGUAUUCAAUAUCAUAAUGUUUUUUACAUUACAUGCUAAUAUGUGUGGUACAUCUGUACCUCAUCAUGGUCAUUCACAUGGAGGGCACCAUCAUGGACAUUCACAUUCACAUAAUGACAGUCAUGAUAGUACAAGUACAAUUAUUAAUACUGAACCAAUAGUUGCUGAUAUAAUAGUUGGUCAAGUUGGAGAUCAAAUUGUAAAACAUAAAAAACCAACAACAAAUAUCAAUAUUCGAGCCGCAAUUAUUCAUGUUAUUGGUGAUUUUGUUCAAAGUGUUGGUGUUCUUUGUGCUGCAAUAUUGAUUAAAUUUAAGCCGGAAUAUAAACUAGCUGAUCCUAUCUGUACUUUUGUCUUCUCCGUCCUUGUUCUUAUUACAACAAUAACUAUAAUGCGUGAUAUUAUUUUGGUUCUUAUGGAAGGUGUUCCGUCCAAUAUUAAUUAUGCACAAGUAGUUGAUGAUCUUCUUCGAAUACCUGGCGUACGAGAUGCACAUAGUUUACAUAUAUGGUCAUUAUCAUUACAAAGAACAGCUCUCUCCGUUCAUAUUGCAAUUGAUUCUGAUCGAGAUUAUUUAACAGUUCUAAGUCAAGCUCAAGAAAUGCUUCGUCAUGAACAUUCCAUUGCUCGAAUGACAAUACAAGUCGAACCAUAUGAUGCACAUAUAAUGAGUUCAUGUGAAAAUUGUCGUCGACCGGUUACUUGA